AUGGCUGAUGAUGGUAGUACUGGGGAAGUGUUCGCUAUUAGGGACAAGCCCAUCCCCGUGAUCUCUGUCGGCAAGCAUGAUAGCGCCGCAAAGGAUGGAACAUCCCAUCGGCGGCACGAGAGAUCGGGGUCGCUACAGGACAAACUGUUCGCGAAGAUCUUGGAACAGGUCAUUCCAGGAGAGGAUGGUGACAAUGAAUCAGCGCCAGGGGCCGAUAAACGCAUCGCUGCAGACGUCAAGCGACCUGCGUUUAGCCUCCCAUUAAUGGCAAAUAACUUCCGUCGAUUUAAUGCGAGAAUCGGCAUCGUUUUCCACUUCCAGAACCAGGCUGAACAAUUGUUCAGCUGGCGGCAGUCUUCUCACACUUUCUCUUUCCUUUUCGUCUAUUCAUUCAUCUGUCUCGAUCCUCAUCUGCUGGCCAUACUUCCCAUCACCAUCAUUUUGCUCUUUGUAAUGGUGCCAGCGUUCGCUGCUCGUCAUCCUCCCCCUCCUUCCACAUCUACGUCUAGCACCACGCCUUACUACUCAUACCAGGGCCCAGCACUCGCACCUGCGAAGACGAUCAAGCCAGCAUCUGAAACAUCAAAGGAUUUCUUCCGCAAUAUGCGAGAUCUACAGAAUGUCAUGGCCGAUUUUUCUGAUAUGCAUGAUGCAACGGUCUCUCUUUUCGCACCGAUGACCAAUUUUUCUAAUGAGAAGCUGGCAUCCACGGUCUUCCUGCUUCUCACGAUCACGGUUGUGCUGUUAUUUCUGACUGCCCAUCUUUUACCGUGGCGGUUCAUUCUCCUUCUGGGUGGAAAUGCAGCUAUUCUGUCCAAUCAUCCUGGACUACAAGACUUCCUGCAGAGUUUCGCAGGUGAUAAAAGUCCCGUAAUGGGGAACAAACCCGCCACUGUGUCCCAUGAGGAGCCGAAGGUGGCUGAUGUUCCCAAGCUGUCGCUGCCAUCUAACCCAUCCGCCGCCGUAUCGCUACUGGGUUCACUGGCCGACAUCUCCCUGGAUACAUAUCCGGAAGAGCGCGAGGUGGAGAUCUUCGAGAUUCAAAACCGCUCCCUGGCACCGUAUUCCGAAUCGGAAUGGGAUAAUUUCAUCUUCAGCCCCGUGCCAUAUGACCCUUUGUCACCCUCCCGAAUUGCGGGAGACCGCCCUAGGGGAUGCCGUUUCUUUGAAGAUGUACAGCCUCCACCAGGUUGGGCCUGGAAAACGAAGAAGUGGAAGUUGGAUCUAGACUGCCGCGAGUGGGUUGUCGAACGUAUGAUCACUGGAGUAGGCUUCGAAAUUCCAGGGGCCGUCUCGGAACGAAGCGCGACCAACGAACAGAUUGGAGGUUGGGUUUGGGACCUGCCAUCCCAAUUCGGUUCGAGGGACGAAGACGCGGUGGCGACAGCCCUGGGAUACCAAGACUUUGGCACGUCGUCCACGCAGGGUUUCUCGAACGAGACUCAGAAGGCGAAGAAGGGUAAGCAGAAGUUGUCGUCUCGUGAUUGGGAAGAGCAUGGAAAUUCAGGAUUCAACGGGAUGGGCGAAUGGAGGAGAAGAAGGUGGGUUCGGGUGGUGCAAAGAGUUGGUUUAUCGUCUGAAACAGAGAAGAGCCCGAAUCGAGAUAAGACCUGA
Messenger RNA from Aspergillus clavatus NRRL 1, 1614 nucleotides. Its product is annotated as PEX28-32 family peroxisomal membrane protein. Gene Ontology annotation, biological process: peroxisome organization. The transcript is spliced from 3 exons. Bases 1 to 1614 code for a protein of 537 amino acids. The record is from RefSeq and is a predicted model, not a curated record. Lineage: Eukaryota; Fungi; Ascomycota; Eurotiomycetes; Eurotiales; Aspergillaceae. Gene Ontology annotation, cellular component: peroxisomal membrane.